AUGAGUGAACAUAGAGAUGUUAUUGAGUACUUAAGUCAGAUCGGAUUAGUAUUCAAUCAAGUCAUAGCCCAUGGUAGCUAUGGUAUUGUCUUUCUUGUGUACUCCAUUCAAUACCAAUCAUAUUUUGCAGUUAAACAGGUACCAGAAAAAAUGUUCCAUGAACAAGAAGUUAGAUGCUUGAUGGAACUCGAUGAUAUUCGCAUUGUUUAUCUUUACAAAUACUUUAAAAUCGAUGAUUGCUAUUAUUUUGUCAUGGAAUACUGCCCUAAUGAUUUAGAACACUUUCUCAAUACAAAGAAAAUGAUCAGCGAAGAAGUGCAACGUAAUAUUAUGAAGGAAGUAUUACUCUCCGUCAAAGUUUGUCAUGAUAAUCAUAUCGCUCACAGAGACAUCAAGCCAAGUAACUUCCUAAUCGAUAAAUAUGGACGUAUACGACUUUCUGAUUUCGGCCUUUCUACCUUCCAGACUUACGAUGAAAAAUGUUCAGAAUAUGUCGGAACUCACUUUUUCAUGGCUCCAGAAAUAUACGCACAUAAAAAAGAUGGAAGCUCAUAUAAUCCAAUUCUCUCAGAUAUUUGGGCAAUUGGCGUUACACUUUAUUUUAUAGCCACACGUAGGUUUCCAUUUCAAUCAUACGACUUUAAUACCCUACAGGAGCAGAUCAUGUCCGCACAGUACGAUGAGAAACUCAUACCUGAUUUGAGAUUAAGGUUUAUAAUAUCUAAUUGUUUACAGGUUGAUCCUCUCAGGAGACCAUCCAUAAGUGAAAUCCUUCUAAUGCCGUAUUUCUCAAAGCUGCCUCAGUCAAGAAGUUGCAAGGUUCCAAAAGGCCAAGCAAUUUUCCAGCCAAGAACUAAGCAGUCUAUCGAUAAAUCCAAGAGAAAUUCCAUGUUUGUUUACCGUAAUUGCAUUGUUCGUUCUCAAUCAAACAAUGGAAAUCUAAAUAUGAUUGCGGCGGCAAACGUCGAUAUGGAGGAUUUAAUAUAG
Molecule: messenger RNA, 987 nt
Organism: Trichomonas vaginalis G3
Lineage: Eukaryota; Parabasalia; Trichomonadida; Trichomonadidae
Product: cellular response to bisphenol A
Exons: 1
Coding region: 1-987 (328 amino acids)
Biological process (GO): protein phosphorylation
Molecular function (GO): ATP binding; protein kinase activity
Source: RefSeq, a predicted model, not a curated record